This is a messenger RNA of Octopus sinensis (East Asian common octopus), 1481 nucleotides long. RefSeq lists its product as uncharacterized. Lineage: Eukaryota; Metazoa; Mollusca; Cephalopoda; Octopoda; Octopodidae. Gene Ontology annotation, cellular component: mitochondrion. The coding region runs from base 212 to 1291 and encodes 359 amino acids. Gene Ontology annotation, biological process: negative regulation of translation; negative regulation of ribosome biogenesis. The transcript has 4 exons. The record is from RefSeq and is a predicted model, not a curated record. Gene Ontology annotation, molecular function: ribosomal large subunit binding.
CGCGUUAAUUAUAAUUUUAUUUUAAGAAACGCAUUUAACGUAUUUGUGACUUCGUAUCCUCUUUAAAAAGCAGGAUCAAUUAGUCAUGAAUAUCAGAAAUACUUAAAACAAACAAACAAACUGAUGUACAAUCUGAAGUGUUUCACGACAGUCAGAAAACCUUCGUCCUUUCGCAUGCGGUUCUCGUGUUUGUUUUGCAGAUUUAAUUACCAUGUCGAUGAUGAACCUUAUUAAACUAUCGCGGCUGUUCAACCAGACAAGACAUUUUGUGAAUAUUACACCUCUUAGCUGUAAUAUCUUGUCUUUUCUUCGGAUAUCCCGACUCCAGUCAACGUAUAAAACUUUUCCGUUUGCAAAUUAUAAUCGUUUAUUUAGUCGAAGUCAUGUCAAGGUUUCUCCUUUCCUCUUUUGUGAAUCCUUUAUUCCGAUUCCUCAAAGGACUUUAUUAAAUCGAUGUCAAAGCUGUUACUAUUCUUCGUCUUCUUCUUCGACAAAUGACGGUUCUGAUGAUUACAACGAUUCCUUUAAGGAAUUCGACGAUGAUCCAGAAAUACAAUCGCUUUUGCAAAACAUCAAAGGCGAUUUCAAAGUUUUCACCAACGAAGAAUUAGACGAGAAUAAUGUUAGAGUUUCAGAAAAUGUCAGUUCCGAGGCCAAAAGACUUUCUGAUUCCAAUGUGAUCAGAUUUGAAUCGGAAUCAGAUUCGGAGAGUUCGGAAGAAUCCGAAGAUUCCGACAUUGAAGAUUUUCUGGAUUCUGGAUUUAUGGCUGAUGAUACAGAAAUCGAAGAAUUCGAAAUCCCGCAAUAUGUGCCACCGAUUGAAUUGAAAAGAGGGAAAACUGGUGUCUUUGACCUUGAUGAACUUGCCACAGUUUUGAAAGAAGAGAAUGCCAGGGACUUGUGCGUAAUCAGUGUUCCUGCUGAUAUCAACUAUGUGGACUAUCUUGUAUUGGUCAGUGGAAUAUCUCCAAGACAUAUUAAGGCCAUGGCUGAGCUCAUGAAAUGGCUGUAUAAAAGAAAAAGGUCUCGUUAUGAUCCACCUUUACGUAUUGAAGGCCUUCAAACAAAUAACUGGAUAGCAAUGGAUUUAGGUAAUAUUGCCCUCCACAUAUUUCUUCCACACAUCCGUGAAUUGUAUGACCUCGAGACCUUAUGGGCUGUCGGAGCUGAACACGAUGACCUCUGCAAAGAGGCUGAAGAGAAAUACAUCAUAUCAAACCCAAGCUUGCUUUCUCCGAGAGGUUCAAACACCGAAGAGAAGCAAACGUCUGCCCAAACCACUCCGUCAUAAUAACUGAGGGAAGCACGCAGACACACACAUGCAUACGGGCACACCUAUGUAUACACAUAUAUAAACACAAACUCUCAAAAAUAUUAUUGGUUUUCCUAAACUUUGUAGAACCCCAAGAAUGAAGGUGUCCAUUGUUUCUUUGUAUUUAUUAUUUCUUCUGUAAGGAAAAUAAAUUUAUUUUACUUAUUUA